Acanthisitta chloris (rifleman) is the source of this 1424-nucleotide messenger RNA. RefSeq names its product receptor-associated protein of the synapse (gene RAPSN). The transcript is spliced from 7 exons. The coding region runs from base 231 to 1424 and encodes 397 amino acids. Lineage: Eukaryota; Metazoa; Chordata; Aves; Passeriformes; Acanthisittidae. Gene Ontology annotation, molecular function: acetylcholine receptor binding; protein-membrane adaptor activity. Gene Ontology annotation, cellular component: synapse. The record is from RefSeq and is a predicted model, not a curated record. Gene Ontology annotation, biological process: chemical synaptic transmission.
GCACUGAUGGAGGCCUAGCAAACGAGAUGUUUGCCUAAUGGAUUUGGGAUUUCUCCUUUCAGUGCCAAGCAACCACUUCUUGCCAUUGCCUGCCACAGCUCCAGCCCCUAACAUGGCUGGGUGGUUAUGACUCCGAGCCUGCUGAGCACAGCCCACCCUCCUCUGCUGGGGCAUUUGGCUUUGUGUUCUCUUGUGAGCACUUCCUUUUUGCUGUCCUGAGAGGUCAGUGCAUGAGGCUUCUGAAUGCGUGGGAGAUGGGUCAGGACCAGACAAAGCAACAGAUAGAGAAAGGACUCCAUCUUUACCAGUCUAACCAGACGGAAAAGGCCCUGCGAGUCUGGAUGAGGGUUUUGGAGAAGUCUGCGGAUCCUGCUGGCAGGUUUCGGGUUUUGGGUUGCCUCAUCACUGCUCAUGCAGAGAUGGGCAGAUACAAAGACAUGCUGAAGUUUGCAGUGGUACAGAUUGACACAGCACGGGAGCUGAAAGACCCGGAUUACCUUACUGAGAGCUAUCUGAACCUGGCUCGCAGCAACGAGAAACUCUGCGAAUUCCAGAAGACAAUCUCUUACUGUAAGACCUGCCUGAACAUGCAGGGCACCACUGUGAGCCUGCAGCUGAAUGGCCAGGUCAGCCUCAGCAUGGGCAACGCCUUCUUGGGCCUCAGCAUUUUCCAGAAGGCUCUGGAGUGCUUCGAGAAGGCUUUACGCUACGCACACAACAACGAUGACAAGAUGUUGGAGUGUCGCGUCUGCUGCAGCCUCGGCAACUUCUACACCCAGAUAAAGGACUACGAGAAAGCCCUGUUCUUCCCCUGUAAAGCAGCUGAGCUGGUGAACGACUAUGGGAAGAGCUGGAGCCUGAAGUACCGUGCCAUGAGCCAGUACCACAUGGCCGUGGCCUACCGCAAGCUGGGGCACCUGGCGGACGCCAUGGGCUGCUGCGAGGAGUCCAUGAAGAUUGCUCUGCAGCACGGUGACAGGCCACUGCAAGCACUGUGUCUGCUGUGCUUUGCAGACAUCCAUCGCAGUCGCAAAGACGUGCAGACAGCUUUUCCUCGGUAUGAUUCUUCCAUGAGCAUCAUGACGGAGAUUGGAAACCGCCUGGGCCUGAUCCAGGUGCUGCUGGGAGUGACCAAGUGCUGGAUGAUCCAGAAGGAGCUGGACAAGGCUCUGGAAAGCAUUGAAAAGGCACAGGAGCUGGCAGAGGGACUAGGGAACAAGCUCGGCCUGCUGAAGCUCCACUGCCUGUGUGAAAGGAUCUAUCGCACAAAGGAGCAGCAGCGAGAACUGCGUGACCACGUGGUGAAGUUCCACGAGUGCGUGGAGGAGAUGGAGCUGUACUGUGGCAUGUGUGGAGAGUCCAUUGGGGAGAAGAACAACCAGCUCCAGGCACUGCCUUGUUCCCACUUCUUCCACUUGAAGUAA